CGUGAAGUGAGAUAAAAAGGCGCGCAUAUUCGAAGUUGAUAUUUCGACGUCGGAGUUCACCACUUCCACGCGUUAGGUUUACUAGCAGCUUUGCAAAAUGGUACGAACGAAAGCAGACAGUGCAGGAAGGAAAGGUAAGUGGAUUGAUUACACGCCGGUUAUUGUAAUUUUAGCUUCAAAAACAGCAGUUCGUUAUCGAGAAAGAGGGGUUGAUCGAGUUCAUUUCAUUGAUACAACACUGGCUUGUUUUUGAUCCGAUAUUCCGGUAAAUCUGGUCACUAACAGAAGAUCGCCUCAGAGGAGUCAUAUAAGCUAAUGUUAAAAAUAUCGACUAUUGGACUAUUGCUUUCAAGUUUCACUGAUCUGAAUCGUUAUGGUACUUCGCUCACGUGUACAUUUAGCUCAGUGAAGCUUGGUAUGUACAUUGGGAGAAUAUUCUGUGUAUAACUACCCUAUGUUCGGUUUUGAUGAAGAAAUCAUGGGAUUUAAACAACAAGAUUAAAUACCUUCGCCCUGUCUAAAUGUACCAAAAAGGUGUAGUGGCUUUCACUCGGCUGUUCGUGCUUGAAUAAUUUCUUUCUUCUUUGGUUAAAAUCCCAUAGAUGAACGGUGGUAGCACUAUAUAUCUUGUAGAUGCAUUCUUUAAUUUUGUUUUUUGGAGUGCUAAUUAUGAUAAGAAGUUUACGACAUAAUGAGACCCUGGUAUUGAUAUUCUUUCACUAGAGGUGAGAGUUGUUGUACCAUACAACAAUUAAUUUUAUGCUAUGCUGAUUUUCGGGUCUCUUCAUCGCUUUUUGCGCAAGAUUUAUAAGUUGAAUUUUGUUUUGAACUUUAAGCAACUCAUUAAAAGCGGCCUUAACUAACUAGGAAAACGUUUUGUCUCAACCACAGAAGUUAUUUUGGCUUUGCAACUGCUAUUUAAUUUGUCAAACCAUGUGAUCAAGGGUUCAGUUGAAGCCUUUGGAGGAAUCAGUAUGAAAACUUAUUGAAAAUUUAGUAACAGAUCACUGUUCUAGCAGUUGCACAUUAUGUAAUUUGCUCACACAGCUGUUGGUGCCAAAGCUCCUCGCAAACAGUUUGGUGCUUCAUCAUCAUCAUCAUCGGUUGGUUCACCAAACAACUCAGGAGGAGGCAAGAACAAGAACAGCGGAGGAAAUCCUGUCAAGUGGUGGCCAUCCCCCAAAUGGCAAAAAGGUAAAUUACCAGGUGAUAAUAACAUCCCACAACCGAGAAAGUUCAAGGAUACAUACCAGUUUCUAACUCUCUUUUUUUCCUUACUUUUUUUCCUUACUUUCUAAAAGCUGGCUUGUUUUGAAUGGCACUGCUUGGGUAGUUGUGUAUAAUGAAAUAAAACCUUGUAAUUUUCUGGGAACUAUCUAUUUGCCAACCAUGCUUUUUGGUUGACCUCUAAGACUUGCAUUUUUAUUUUGUCUUCUCCCUUGUUAAAAAAAUCCUGUGUUUGUUACUAUCCCAUCUCUAUCAGAAUCUAUUCUAUCUCACUAUGGUUUGGGUAAGGUUAAUUCUUCUUUUAGAUUCAAUCUUAAACAAAUAGGGGAUGAUAGAAAAUAAUAUUAGCAGGAAUUUGAUUUGAUUUAGAAGUGAUAACUGCAGCCAGGAAUUCCAUGCAACAUCAACUGGUCAGGACCUCCUCACCACACAUCUGGUGCUCUGAUUACUAGUUCAUGUGUUGGAGUUCAGUAGAAGUACUGGCUAACAUGAUAAGCAAGUUGGAUUCGAAUAAUAACACAUUACAGACAACAAUGAAUGAAGCAUUUUUUGAAGCAAAAGUGGAGGUAUCGGUAUUUAGUUCUAGUAUGCAGUGUAAGUGCUCUUGAGGUUUAUUUCAACCUGUGUAUUGAUAUAUUUUUAGGCAUUGGACAGUUCUUUCCUAAAGAUGGAGCAAGUAAUGAAGAUUUCUCUGAAAAACCACAGGCAGCAGAGGUAAACAGUUACCCAGGGGCCUCCUCUGAAGAAUUGGGACUAGAUGGAGUUAAACCAAUUCAUGAGGACUGAACAACAACCAAUAUUAUCAAUCAUAAAAUUUCAUGAUGUGUUCAUCAUUUGAACAGUUUCAUGAGUGUGCAACUAGUGACAUUGAUCAACUGAUAUCAAUAAAGGCAUAUAUUAUUGUACAGUGAGGAAUCUAUAUAGUACAUUAUGAGGUAAGUUUUUUCUUUUAAAGCCGAGUAUUACUUUAUUUUUUUCUCUGUCAAAGCAUCAUAUGUCACACACAAUUAUCAAUUUCAACAUCUUUCUAUCAAGGACAACUGCACUCGGAUGUGUUUACCACUGCAUUGUAAUUUAUGUAUUUAUUUCACUUGAAGACUUCAAUUGUUUCACUUAGAAUUGCCAUGUAUUCUGCUGUUUAACUAUUCUGUAAUGUAUUUUGUUAUCUGAGUAGUACUGUCAAAUACCUUGUUACUGUACAUAUUUCAUAUAACAUAUUUCAAACACAACCCUGGUCUUAAAUAAAUUAAACUUGAAAUGUGUCAACAAGUAUAUAGUUUCCUCACUAUAUUGUUAAUUACUGCUUGAUCUAUCUUGAUCUGUCGGUGGUGUGGCAAACUGGAACCAAUAAGGUGCAAACUAAUGCAUCUUUAUGAAAACAGGC
Pocillopora meandrina is the source of this 2611-nucleotide messenger RNA. Lineage: Eukaryota; Metazoa; Cnidaria; Anthozoa; Scleractinia; Pocilloporidae. The record is from the annotation of a GenBank genome assembly.